Polistes canadensis is the source of this 1348-nucleotide messenger RNA. Its product is annotated as zinc finger protein 177. The transcript has 8 exons. The coding region runs from base 377 to 1348 and encodes 323 amino acids. The record is from RefSeq and is a predicted model, not a curated record. NCBI's taxonomy places the organism in Eukaryota, Metazoa, Arthropoda, Insecta, Hymenoptera, Vespidae.
GAUUGAGAGAGAGAAAAACAGAGGAAAAAUAAAAAUGAAACUUUUUCCUACUUUGAACUAAUUAUAUGUGCCGCCAUAUUAUCAAAUAACGUAUUGUAGUAUAUUCAUAUGCGGUUGCUUUAAAAAUUCUGUGCUCUGUCAAAUAAAGUUUGUGACAGUAAUAUUGUUAUUCAUUGCAAGUGUUUGGCUUGAUAAAUAAUUAUAGUAUAGUCCGAACUCUUUUGUUUUGCUCAUUAUAGUUACGUAGACUUUUUUUGCGUAUAUCAUGGCGAUCUAUUUCAUUAUUAUCUCAGCGUUCAUUUAGAGGUUAAUUUGUUUCUCGAAAAAGAAAGAAAAAUUUAAUAACGAUAUUAUAAUUAAAGUAGUGGUGAAAUAAAUGAGUAAUGAUAAAAACUCAACAAGUGAAAUAUUAAAGAGCAAAAUGUUGACAGAACAAAUUGUAGUUUCUGAAUCAUCGACUGGCGAUGCAUUACCAUUAGGAUUUAUAACCGCUGAAGAUGGUCGAACUCUUUUAGCAGUAGCAGAACAUGAAGAUGGUGUUUUAGCAAUUAUGUCAACACCUGUAGCAUUUAUGCAGCAGAAUAAUAUUAUUUCACCGUCAUUAGUUAAAACCAUAGAUGGAAAUAUGAUUGUGCAUCCUCCUGUUUUUCAAAUAAGUAUCGAAGGUUUUACUGGGAUUCAACAAGGUGCUAUAUUACCGAUACAAACAUUAGAAACAGUUCCUGCUGUUAUGGAAGAUGUACCAAGUUGCGCAGGAUCCAUAGUUCCUCUGUCAACGGAUUUAGCAGUAAAUAAUAAAGAACAAAACUUUUCUUCCGAGUUAAAUACAAAUCAACCUACCAUUCAAAAAAAUAAUACUAAACGCAAUCCUGGUAGGCCAAGAAAAAAUGAAAUCAUUUCAUCUUAUAAUGCAGAUGAUAUGAAAUGCAAUGUCUGUGGGCAAGAAUUUGAUAAACAAUCUCUAUAUCGGAAACAUAUGGAUCAGCAUGCAGAGGAAAAACCACAUCGUUGUCCGAAGUGUUCUGCAUCCUUUAAUAUUCCGACAAAUUUCACGCUUCACAUGGCAACACAUAAUACUGGAGAACCAAAAUGUCCCGAAUGUGGUAGGAAAUUUGCUAGGAUGGCCAGUUUAAAAUCUCAUAUGUCGUUGCAUGUGAAAGAAGAAAAUCUUUUUUGUACGGAAUGCGAAGAUGCCUUUCCAACGAAAGCUCAAUUGGAUGCACACUUGAAAUUACAUGGAGAAAAAUCAUUGACGGAGGAAGUAAGAAAGUGUAAGAUUUGCAAUAAGCAAUUCAUGCAGUCAGCUUUAUAUAGACUUCAUAUUCGUGAACAUUACAAGAAACAAUAG